Dovyalis caffra is the source of this 495-nucleotide messenger RNA. The record is from the annotation of a GenBank genome assembly. Lineage: Eukaryota; Viridiplantae; Streptophyta; Magnoliopsida; Malpighiales; Salicaceae.
AUGGUGAACGUUUUGACAAUGAACAUGCCAUUGUCGCGUGGCCUAAUGAAGCUACUCGGAGUGAGACCUCAAGCAGUAGAGAUUGAGCCAGGGACCGUACUGCGCUUUUGGGUCCCAAGUGAUGAUCAAACCACUAGCAACACCAAGAACAAACCAAAUAAACCUGCAGUGGUGUUUCUUCAUGGUUUUGAACUAGGUGGGAUUCUAACAUGGCAAUUUCAAGUGCUAGCUUUGGCCAGAGAGUACGCAAUUUACGUGCCCGAUUUACUCUUCUUUGGAGAGUCAACUACGGAUAAAACUGACCGAAUAGGCUUUCCAAGAUACAUGAUAUAUGAAGUUGAUGGCAUGAUAAAAGAGUUGGUCUUGAUUCCACAACUCAUUAACCUUUUGAUCAACGAGCGUUACAGAUGUGGGAAAGGAAAGAAAGCACUUAGCCUCCACGGUGAAAGGAUGAGGAGAGGCAAUAUGCAUAUAUCAAAUUCUAUCCACGAGUGA